This is a messenger RNA of Nematocida homosporus, 3282 nucleotides long. RefSeq lists its product as uncharacterized. The coding region runs from base 1 to 3282 and encodes 1093 amino acids. Lineage: Eukaryota; Fungi; Microsporidia. The transcript has a single exon. The record is from RefSeq and is a predicted model, not a curated record.
AUGACAUUAUCUCUGCGCAUGAAGACACUAUCAGGUGCUUGCACUCAGAACAAACCAAGAGGUUCAUUGCUGUGUGCCAGUAAUUACAAACACGUCCCUAGCACUAGCCAUAGCACUAGAACUACUCCCUUAAGAACCAAUGCUUAUACAACCAAGCUAUCUCACUACCGAGUGAUGAUAUCUAAUUGGACUGCAAUUAGAUUGUGUGUCUUGUUGGUACUGUUGCAUUGGACCAGUAUAGUGAGUGGCUCGAGUAUGGAAAUAGAUCAGCUGGUUUUGCCAAGUUCAGAGGAGAUACUCAAAUCUCUAAAAGAUGUUGGGCUCGAAUGGGCUCGUUGCGAUGCUGCAUAUAUAAGUGCUAUACUAUAUCCUCCCCAGGAAUCCACAGAAUCCACAUCUGGUACAGAUGCCAAUACUAAUACAGAUUCACCCCAACAGAAUUCUACACAAAAGCCAACACCUAGGUAUGUGAUAGAUUGUUCAAACAAAUCCAUUCGGUUUAAGCCCGGGCGCAAGUGCAACCUGGGUAAGGAAUGCUUGAAUGUGUUAAAAUGGGUUAGAGUGAUUAAGGCCAGAAAAGUUCUAAUUAAGUAUGCUAGAGGCACUAGAAUGUACUAUCAAGAGGGCCAGGCGUGUUUGUGCCGACUGAUUAACAUCUUUGAGUGUAAGGAGAUGGAAUUUUUGGCUAAAUACAGCGAGAGCACAGACCCAUAUCCAGAUGAAUUCGAUUUAGAUCUGUGCCGGAAAGAGGCUAAGGAUGCAAUUAAGUAUGUUAAUUUGGCGCCAUUGAAUUUGCGUGUUGAGACAAAUAUACCAUCAAGUAUCUUUCUAAAGUAUAUAUUUGAAAGAAUCGUUAUAUUGCACCCUAUUUCACAUCUCACUUUGUAUACUAACAUGAUACCAGACUUAACUGCAUACUUUGUGCCUCUAUUAAUGCUAGACAACUACUAUUUCACAAUUCGAUACCUAACCCCAAAAGUUUAUGUCGACUUAGAGCGUCUUAUCAAACAACUUCCCCCCAAAUGCGUCCAAAUCACCAUUGAUCUCCACGAAAACAUAGAACCGAUAGUAUCUGGACUUGAAAACUUACCUAAGGAAGACAUAACUAUAGCUUUAAUCGGAAAAUUGGAUUGUAUUGACUAUCUUGUAGAUUAUAAUCCGCGCCCAAUCAGGGUUCAUAUCUUAUCCAAUAAUGAGCAGCCUAAAGACCAGACUUAUAUGUUGAAUUAUUCCCAGGAAGAUCAAUCAUUUUCUGAGCCCCGUAUACAUGCCGACAAACUAGUUUAUACAAUCCUGGCUACGCACCCUUGCGAUUUCUUGUUUUACUACAAACGGAUAUUGACUCCGGAAUUCUUUGUCCAACAUGGCAUUAUUGUUAACGAUGUCCAGACUGUGUAUGCUGAUGACCGAAUGGACUUUCGUGUGGAACUAGAUAACCUUUGUAAAAUCGGUGGUUUAUCAAAAAUCCCAACAGAUCUAGAAGAAAAGAAGAUUGAGUGUCUUGGCCAUGCACUUAGUGAGCCCGGGUGGAGACUUGAAGACGCGGUUAACAUCAAACUUAGCGCCUUCGACAGGAAUUCUGUCUUCUGCCAGCAUAUAUGUUACACAACACUUAGUAUUAGUGGAGAUACAAAUCCAACCCAGCAAGAUCCUCCCCGGCCCCAGAUCGACAUCUGCAGCAAGCUUUUAGAUGGGCUACGAAGUGUCAAUGCGCAAGAACUUCGUAUCUCAAAUGUGCGUGAUUAUCCUCCAACUGACAUUAACAUUGACAUGGCCAAGUUAAAGCUCCGUUUAGCUAAUCCUCGAAAAUACAACCUCAAUGUCAAGACUUUGAUUCUAGACAAUGUUGAUGAAUGUAUUUUAUACCGAAUGCUAGGCUGUUAUGAGUUUACUUGCUCAGACAAAACUGAAAUUCAUCUCCUAAACCAACGCUUUACUAGUCUUGCUUUCGCCCAAAUACUAGCUCUUCCUAUGACUGAAAGGAUCUCCAAACUCGUAAUCGAGGGCGCCGCUCGUCUAAAUGAGCUCAAGCAUUUCCACCAGCGAAAGGAAUUGGAUGGGUUCUCACUGUUUAACUAUCUCGAGGAGCGUAAAGAGAAGAAAGAAACUGAAGAACUUGACCUCCACAAGCUCGUCCUAAUCCCCGAACCCAUCCUCUUCGACUCGUAUAACAUAUCCUUACAAGCGCUCAAAGACCUUGGUGUCCAAAUAACAACCCCGCCUAAUGAAUACAUCACAGAUCCAUCUUUCCUCCACCAGCCCCAUAUGAUAGACAUGAAGAGUUUCACCUAUUGCACUGCGACUCUUGAUGCCUUAAAGAAUGACCUCGCUACUUAUCAAUCUGCCUUGUCUAUCCAGUCGGACCAAAUCCCAGCCCAGCCCAAUCCCACUACUGAUCUGUUCUUGCGUAUCAGUGGCGCUCAAGUCUUAACGAAAGCAGAUUUAAAUACUAUUAUCUGCUGGGUAGGCUGCCGGCUCCAAAAUCUAACAACUCUCUGGCUGGCCAACUUUGAACUGACCGAAGAAGACCGAACAACUUUGAGUUCAUGCGAAUAUAUGGCUAAAAGUCCACCCUAUCUUCAACUCAUUCAAAUAGAGGAUACUACCCCCGGCAAAGACCCAAUUGAGCUAUCACUGCAUCUAUAUCAUAACAAUCUGCAGGCAAUUAAGGCCGACUCUGAACAUGACUUCGUUGCAGUACCAUAUAAACUACUAUCUCGCCUUUACACCUACUGCGACAAAAUUGAGGAUCACAUUUCCGGCUACAAUGACUCCAAUCUAUCUUUUCAAAUCAUCAUAAAGGUUCUCAAGAAAGAGAAGUUGCUUGGCGAUGUGCCAGAAUGCCAAGGGUGUAAUAAGACUCUUUAUAUGCCAUCAGAGGAAACAAAGCGUGAGCGACCAGAUACUAACAAACCAAGACGCCAAUUCAACCCAAAGACAAACUUCCACAUACUUUGUUAUGUCAAGUGUGGAGGCACAUUCUGCAUUCAUUGUGCCAAAUCAAUGCCUUAUAGGCACCUCAGGCAAUGCGACAUGUGCACGUACCGAAAGCCAGCAGCUACUUCCAAGCGGCUUAUAUCCAUUCCCUCAUCUAUCUGUAUCUUCCCUGAUAUUAGUGAUACCGCAACCACUAUCGAUUCCGCGUGGUCCCAAAUCACACGGCCAAACGACAGCCACAACUACUUUUACCUGGUCUAUAAUGACAGAAAGUUGUUAAUCAAUGAUAUUAACAAAGAACAACUCGACCAUAUUCAUUUAUCUCUACACACACGCUUUGAGUAA